Molecule: messenger RNA, 2322 nt
Organism: Patiria miniata (bat star)
Lineage: Eukaryota; Metazoa; Echinodermata; Asteroidea; Valvatida; Asterinidae
Gene: tmem198
Product: transmembrane protein 198-like
Exons: 6
Coding region: 379-1509 (376 amino acids)
Cellular component (GO): plasma membrane
Source: RefSeq, a predicted model, not a curated record
UGUUGCACAAACGGCACAAACUCACAAUUUACAAAAAUCAAAUCAAGCAGGAGCUCCUCACAACUACACAAGCUGACAGAAUUCGGUUCGAAUGGCGUGAAGAUUUUGGUAUUUUCCCGUAGUAAAUGAAAAUGGGAGCGCUAAACACCUAGAUUUUGUAUACUGAAAGUGACUGAGUCUGCUGUGGUGGGAGAGAUUCGCUGGUGUGUGAAGUCGAUCGUGGGAGUUGAAAUGAACUGAGCAUUAGAAACUUUGUCUGCAAGAAGCCUAGGAACGACACUAUGACGUAGAGUCAGUCACCAGACCCGACAUCUUCUCAUCCAGAUCAACACACUUUCUUGUUGUUCCACAUUGUUAUUUCUCGUCGUGCACUCACAAAUGAGCAUGUCUGCGAAAGGCCCCCAGCAGUCCCCGUCGUCGCUCAGCCUGCUGCUGCAGACGGAGUUCAACACGACGGUGGCCCCGCCCAUGACGCUGGCGCCGACCACUGAGGCGCCGCCGUUGCCGUGCGAUGGAAUCCGCUACGACUACGAAGUGCCCAUCGCUGUGGUGUGCGGCAUGUGCUUCGUCUUCGGAAUCAUCUUUACGUUCUUCGGAUAUCGCUGCUUCAGGGCCAUCAUGUUCCUGAUCGGCUUCAUCCUAGCCUCCGUGGUCAUCUUCCUCAUCUGCUUAGAGGAGAGCACCCUCGUCAUCGGCGUCAACAUCGGCAUCUCCCUAGGGGUAGGGGUGGUCUGUGGCCUGGCCACCAUGCUCUUCAAGGUCUUCGGUCUCUUCGUAACGGGCUUCCACGCCGGGAUGCUCCUCUCGGCGGCCGUGCUAGUCAUCCUAGAGCAGGUCUACCAUCCGGACAUCAUCUGGGUGCCGCUGGGCAUAACCUUCGGCGUCGGGACAAUCUGCGGGCUCGCCACGCUCAAGUUCCAGCGCCACCUGGUGAUCAUCGCGACGGGGAUCAUAGGGGGCGCUGUGGUGGCGACCUGCGCGGACUAUUACCUGGAGCUGUUCCGGAUGGUGGAGUACGUCUACGACCGGUUCCGGGUGCAGGAGUCGCACGCGCCGUGCUGGUACAGCUGGCUGAUCUUGGGAACGUGGCCCGUUAUCGCGCUGCUGGGGAUCGUGAUACAAUACCGAGUGACGGCUAGAGGGUAUGAUCACAGAGAUGGUAAAAAAAAAAUGAUGAAGUCACAUCACGUGGAACUGCACAAGAUAAAAAAGCAUCAGUCCAGAGACGGCAACGAAGUCCGACUACAAAAAUAUCAAAAUCUUUACCGGGUCCGACGGUGCAAUGGAGAUGUGGUGGCUGUGAGCUACCUUCAGAGUAUUCAGAAUCAUCUCUCACCUGAGAUGCAGCGUAUUGCCUCCACGACACAUCUUCCUCCAGAGCCGGUCAUCCCGCCCCCGAUCCCGCCCCCUCCAGAGAUGACCACGACGCUACUCAGCAACGCAUCCACCACCAUCACCACCAUCGGCCCGGUCACGCACAUAGAUGACGCCGAAAUUGCUGACGUAUAGCGUACGGUUUUUCAAUAGUGGAUGGUAUUGCUUUGCCGAUCAUGCGGUCUUCUGAGACGCCAAUUUUAAACCGUCUGGGCACUGACUCUUUAAAUCAGAGCACCUGCCUUGAGUCAUACACACACUAGUCUGGCAACCAGAUCUCAUAAGAAUCUGUGGGAUUCCAUUGGUUGCUUUGUGCCAUGAGGCUUGUCCGUUUGGUGUGUGAUUGGUUGAAAUUACUAACAAGUUCCAUCAUGCUGUGUCUUAGAUAAAAUACGUAUGUAUUUGACCUUAAAAGGCCAUGAGAACUAAAGAGUAUGUUACGCUACAUGUAUGACAGAUACUCAGUGUAUCUUCCUCAGAUUGAUGCAUGCCUGGGAAAAAAAAGAGGGUUCACGUUUGAUCAGCCGUUCCUCAAGUAAACUGUAAGUUCACUGUUAACAAUUACAUGCGACACACCAAUCUUUUGGGGGUGAAUGUCCCCUGCGACAGCAGGCAACAACUGUUUUGUUAUAUUGCGGUGGUGUGUUCAAGAGGUAGUCAUGAGAUAUGAAGGCAAUCCCAGCAUUACCAAGGAAGUGUAAUGUCUGUGACAGAACCAAAUUAACCAUGAUAUCUAAUUAAUAACGAUUCAGAGAAACAAUCCGAAACUGCUAGUCUAGAAUCUCCUUGACAGUUUAUGAUGGAUGUAUAAGAGUUUGAAUAGUACAUUUUCAAGUUUAUUCACCGAGUUUUCAAAGUACCCAAAAGUGUCUGAUUUGUAACGUCUGUGACGCAGGAAUCGCCCUCAACUGUCUCGCUUCAAAGCGUAAAAUCUGAACGGACUGAAAA